This is a messenger RNA of Equus quagga, 4538 nucleotides long. It is a transcript of the gene SEC24B, whose product is annotated as SEC24 homolog B, COPII coat complex component. Gene Ontology annotation, molecular function: zinc ion binding; SNARE binding. Bases 16 to 3777 code for a protein of 1253 amino acids. Gene Ontology annotation, biological process: intracellular protein transport; COPII-coated vesicle cargo loading; endoplasmic reticulum to Golgi vesicle-mediated transport. The record is from RefSeq and is a predicted model, not a curated record. The transcript has 24 exons. Lineage: Eukaryota; Metazoa; Chordata; Mammalia; Perissodactyla; Equidae. Gene Ontology annotation, cellular component: COPII vesicle coat; endoplasmic reticulum exit site.
GGUUACAGAAAUGUGAUGUUACUUCUUCCUUACAGCUUGACUGUGUGUUAUCCGGUGUCUGCCAUAGAAUAUGUAUUUACAGGACCAAGGAUUAAGAUUCCAUUGCAGUAUUUAGUAGAAAUUGAAAACAGCAUAAGAAAAUGUCCAGCACAGAAUCAAAUGCAGUUUCCAUCUGGAUAUGGACUGCAUCCUCAAAACUAUAUUGCUCCCUCAGGACAUUAUGCCCAAGGACCUGGGAAAAUGACCUCGUUGCCAUUGGAUAGCCAGCGUGGUGAUUACUACUCUGGUCUUUAUACGGUACCAACGCAAAAUGUGGUGACUCCUAACACAGCAGGCCAACAACCGGGAGCACAGCAGAUGUACGGCAGGGUCCUUCCUGCCCCUCACAUGGCAGGGUCUGCCCUGGGGUCUUUCCCGGGUGCCACGUCAUCAGCCUCCCACGUGCAUACGAGUGCCUCUGUGAAUCACCACAACAGUCCAGCCGUGGGUGCUGCCAACUCUUCUGUUGCUUCUCAGGGAUUUCCCUCUACUUGUGGUCACUAUGCUAUGUCAACUGUUUCUAAUGCUGCGUAUCCUCGUGUUUCAUAUUCCUCUCCACCUGCUGGUGAUCCAUAUGGGCAACAAAUGUUUACCUCACAGAAUGCUCCUCCGGUCAGGCCGAUCAGAGAUAAUUCAUUUUCUGGUCAGAAUACAGCUAUCAGCCAUCCAUCACCGCUGCCGCCUCCACCGCCACAACAGUACCACCAGGAGCAGAGUCUUUCAGGAUACAGUACUCUCUCGUGGUCUGCUUCAGGCCUUCCUUCGACUCAAGACAAUCUCCUCCGAAACCACACUGGCUCCCUGGCUACGGCCAACAACAACCCAACAAGUCCCGUUGCAGAUUCUUUAUCCAGUUCUGUUAUGCAAAAUGUCCAGCCUCCCGUGUCCAGCCCAGUAGUCUCCACUGUUUUGUCCGGAGCCUCAUCAGCAAGAACGCCUGCUGCUGCGUGUCACCCCGCUGAGCCUGCGGCCUCAGUUACACAGCCCUCAGAGCUGUUCCAACAGAAAGGCAUGCAGUAUGGUGACUAUGUUAAUAAUCAAGCUAGCUCCGCGCCGACUCCCUUGUCAUCCACUUCCGAUGAUGAGGAAGAGGAGGAGGAGGAUGAGGAAGCAGGUGUGGACAGCUCCUCCACCACGAGCAGUGCUUCUCCAGGGCCCAACAGUUACGACGCCCUGGAAGGAGGCAGCUACCCAGACAUGCUGUCUUCAUCAGCCAGCAGUCCUGCUCCUGACCCCGCUCCUGAGUCUGACCCAACGUCAGCUCCAGCUCCCGCUGCUCCUCAGCCUUCAAAAGUGGCCAAGCCGUUCGGGUAUGGUUAUCCAGCGCUUCAGCCUGGUUAUCAGAAUGCUGCCGCUCCCCCUGGUUCUGGGCCUCCAUCUGCCAGCCCCGUGUAUUCUGGAUUCCAGCAGUAUGCUCAGCAGUAUCCUGGUCUGAACCAGCUGUCCUCCGGCCUGGGAGGGCUGAGUCUGCAGAGCGCCCCGCAGCCAGAGAGCCUGCGGCCUGUGAACCUCACUCAGGACAGGAAUGUCCUACCUGUGACUCCUGUGUGGGCGCCUGUCCCCAACUUGAAUUUAGACCUCAGAAAAUUAAACUGUAGCCCAGAUUCGUUUCGGUGUACUCUGACCAGCAUUCCACAGACACAGGCUCUGCUGAACAAAGCGAAGCUUCCCUUAGGACUGUUGCUACAUCCAUUCAGAGACCUCACGCAAUUACCAGUGAUCACGUCCAACACCAUUGUGAGGUGCCGGUCCUGCCGGACGUACAUCAACCCCUUUGUGUCCUUCAUCGACCAGCGCAGGUGGAAGUGCAACCUGUGCUAUCGGGUGAACGACGUUCCUGAAGAAUUCAUGUAUAAUCCCCUUACUCGAUCUUAUGGAGAGCCUCAUAAACGACCGGAAGUUCAGAAUUCGACUGUGGAGUUCAUUGCUUCUUCAGAUUAUAUGCUUCGUCCUCCUCAACCUGCAGUUUACUUGUUUGUUUUAGAUGUGUCUCAUAAUGCAGUGGAAGCUGGAUAUUUGACAAUUUUGUGCCAGUCACUGUUGGAAAAUCUAGACAAGCUUCCUGGAGAUUCACGAACAAGAAUAGGAUUCCUGACCUUUGAUAGCACUAUUCAUUUCUACGAUUUACAAGAAGGAUUGUCACAGCCUCAGAUGUUGAUUGUGUCUGAGAUAGACGAUGUUUUUCUGCCUACACCAGAUAGCUUACUUGUGAAUCUACAUGAAAGUAAAGAGCUUAUAAAGGACUUACUGAAUGCAUUGCCGACUAUGUUCACCAACACAAGAGAGACACACAGUGCCCUCGGCCCUGCGCUUCAGGCUGCCUUUAAAUUAAUGUCUCCAACAGGUGGCCGUGUGUCUGUGUUUCAGACACAGUUGCCUUCCUUGGGUGCAGGACUUCUACAGUCCAGAGAAGAUCCCAAUCAGAGAUCGAGCACAAAGGUUGUACAACAUCUUGGCCCUGCAACCGACUUUUACAAGAAGCUCGCUUUAGAUUGCUCAGGACAGCAGACCGCGGUGGAUCUGUUCCUCCUGAGCUCACAGUAUUCUGAUCUCGCUUCUCUAGCUUGCAUGUCCAAGUAUUCUGCAGGGUGCAUCUAUUAUUAUCCGUCUUUCCACUGUACUCACAAUCCUUCACAAGCAGAAAAGUUACAGAAAGACCUCAGACGAUAUCUCACAAGAAAAAUUGGAUUUGAAGCUGUUAUGAGAAUAAGGUGCACUAAAGGUCUUUCAAUGCACACUUUUCACGGGAACUUCUUUGUCCGUUCCACUGAUUUGCUGUCCCUUGCCAACAUCAAUCCUGACGCGGGGUUUGCGGUGCAGCUGUCGAUCGAAGAGAGUCUGACAGACACGUCCCUGGUGUGCUUUCAGACAGCCCUGUUGUACACGUCGAGCAAAGGUGAGCGGAGAAUUAGAGUACAUACGCUUUGUCUGCCGGUGGUCAGCUCCCUAGCAGAUGUGUAUGCAGGAGUGGAUGUACAGGCUGCCAUCUGCCUUCUGGCAAACAUGGCUGUGGAUCGAUCGGUGUCGUCAAGCCUGUCGGACGCGAGAGAUGCCUUAGUGAAUGCUGUGGUGGAUUCGCUCUCCGCGUAUGGCUCCACCAUCUCAAAUUUACAGCACUCCGCGCUGAUAGCGCCCAGCUCCCUCAAGCUGUUUCCUCUCUAUGUUUUGGCCCUUCUCAAACAGAAAGCAUUUAGAACGGGCACAAGUACACGCCUGGAUGACCGUGUGUAUGCCAUGUGUCAGAUCAAGUGUCAGCCGCUUGUUCAUCUAAUGAAGAUGAUCCAUCCCAACUUAUACAGGAUAGACAGACUGACGGAUGAGGGUGCGAUACAUGUAAAUGACAGGGUUGUCCCACAGCCCCCUCUUCAGAAGCUGUCUGCAGAGAAGCUGACAAGAGAAGGUGCUUUCCUUAUGGACUGUGGCUCUGUUUUUUACAUUUGGAUUGGAAAAAGCUGUGACAACAACUUCAUAGAAGAUGUACUUGGGUGUCCUAAUUUUGCUUCGAUACCACAGAAAAUGACACAUCUUCCUGAGCUAGAUACACUCUCUUCAGAAAGAGCCAGAUCCUUCAUAACUUGGCUUAGAGACAACAGACCGUUAAGCCCAGUUCUGCACGUGGUAAAAGAUGAGAGUCCUGCCAAAACGGAAUUUUUUCAACAUUUGAUUGAAGACCGGACAGAAGCCGCAUUCUCUUACUAUGAAUUUUUGCUUCACAUUCAGCAGCAGAUUUGUAAGUGAAGCGAGUAAAGUUGCAGAAGAAGAAGAUCUGUAACCUCGGUGGAGCACAGCCUGUCAGAGCGAGGGGGGAGAGCGGCACGGGGCGCCGUGGGCACAGGGCACAGCGCAGCACGGUGCUGAGGAGGCCCCGGCGCAGGUCGGGGAGGAAGGGACGCGGCGGGCUGUGUGCAGCCUCAGUUGGUGGCUGAUGGUGCGCCUUCACCAGGUCUAUUUGAAUCGGUUUUGGCCCGUUUGCAGUAGUGCACAAACAGUACAGUGCUCCAUUCAUUGCAAGCCGGCGAGUUUAUGCAGCCGUGUGGAAUGGUCUGUCGUAAUGUACAAUUAGAUCAGUUCGUUUUCCUCAUAAAUUAAUAUGACCUCUCUGGACUUGGACUCUGACGAGAGAUGCCAAAAGGCAGUGGUACCAUGUUAUUUAUAUGAAUUACUUUUUAACAAGGAAUGAUUCGUAUUCAUUAAUUGAAUUCAAUAUUUUCCCUGUAAAAACAAUAGAGUUUCAGUACAUGAACUAUAGAAAAUAUAUAUAAUGUACAUACAUGUUACAUUUGUAAAGAAAUGUAAAAAUGUAACUACAGAAUAUGAGUUGCUUAAGCUGUGCUGCAUCGUUGGGUGACAACUCUUGGUCAGUUAGAGAAUGAGGGUGACUAACGCGCGUCAUGAAUCGAGUCCACAAAAGAAACACAAAACUCUUUGUAAUUCUGUUAAAUCUUUUAUGUGGAUUUAUUUAUGAUCAGCCUACUAAUUAAAAAUAUUUUGCUUGAAAA